Messenger RNA from Olea europaea var. sylvestris, 1488 nucleotides. RefSeq lists its product as uncharacterized. Lineage: Eukaryota; Viridiplantae; Streptophyta; Magnoliopsida; Lamiales; Oleaceae. The coding region runs from base 1 to 1488 and encodes 495 amino acids. The transcript has 7 exons. The record is from RefSeq and is a predicted model, not a curated record.
AUGCCUUUUGAUGAUUUUGUCGUGGUGUACUUGGACGAUAUAGUAAUCUACAGCGAGACAUUGGAGGAACAUGUCCAACAUGUGAGGCAAGUUUUUAAUCGGCUACGGGAGAAUGAACUCUAUGCCAAACCGUCUAAAUGCUCAUUUGCUCAGACAUCUAUCAAUUUCCUGGGUCACAUCAUUGAACAAGGUAAAAUCCGCAUUGAUUCGAUUAAGGUUACAGCCAUCAGAGAUUGGCAACCACCAAAAACCGUAUAUGAUGUACGUUCAUUUCUUGGGUUAUGCAAUUAUUAUCGAAGAUUUGUGAAAGGCUACUCAGUAAUUGCACUGUCACUUAUCGAAUUGACAAAGAAGGAUGAGGAUUGGGAUUGGUCAUCCCAAUGUCAAACUUCUUUUGAAAGGUUGAAGAAGUCCAUGUGGACAAACUUGAUUUUAGCCUUACCGAACAUGACUAAACCACUUGAAGUUCAUAUAGAUGCUUCAUAUUUUGCACUUGGUGGAGUCCUUAUGCAAGAAGGACAUCCGAUAGCAUAUGAGACCCGGAAGUUAAACCAAACAGAACGUCGUUACUCAGCACAUGAAAAGGAAUUGUUGGCUACUCCACUGUCUCAGAGGAUGGCGGAGCUGUCACCACAAACACGAGACCAAAUUCGAGCACUUAUGGAGAAGGACCGAGCUACUCAAUAUUUGGUCGACCUCAUCAAGCAGGGUAAAACUCGACAGUUCUGGCCCGAUGGGGAGCUAGUGAAGAUAAAGGAAGACCGCCUAUAUAUUCCUAAGAGCGGAGAUAUGAGGAAAAUCACUAAUUACGGAAUGCCAGGACACGAUUUGGGUAGGGCAUCUCGGAGAGAAACGUACUUGUGCACUACUCAAGAUAAGGCAGAGCAUCAGAAAAAGGCGGGCUUGCUGGAGCCCCUUUCCGUCCCAAUUCGGCCAUUCGAAAGUGUAUCGAUGGGCUACAUUAUUGGGUUGCCAAAAGUUAUGAAUUUUGGCACUAUCAUCGUCGUGGUGGACCGUCUAUCAAAAUACGCAACUUUCAUUGCAGCGCCUAAGUAUGUAUUCGCGGAAGAGACAACUCAACUCUUCUUCAAACCUAUUGUCAAAUAUUGGGGACUGCCUAAGGAUAUCCAACCGCUACUCCCUUAUACAGUGGAUAUCGAACGAAGUACCAAGUCUCCUCAAAUGAAAAACUUUUCUCAAGAGUGGAAACGAAAUAUUGAAAUUGCUAAGAGUUAUCUUGAGAAAGCUCAAAAACGGUAUAAAAAGUCUGCAGAUCUAAAGCGUCGUUUCAUCGAACUCAAUAUUGGAGAUCUGGCAAUGAUUUUUCUUCCGAAUGCUAUUAUAGGGGUAUUAGUCAUUGAAAAAUCUUCCAAGUUCACUGGUGUCCGUCCCCUGCACCAGCAAUUAAUAUCGCUGUCGAUUUCGGUUAAGAACAUCCCAGAAGGCAAGAUUGGUCAGCAACAUAACAUUGAAGAUUCCGUUACUUGA